This is a messenger RNA of Cyphellophora europaea CBS 101466, 1131 nucleotides long. RefSeq lists its product as uncharacterized. Bases 1 to 1131 code for a protein of 376 amino acids. Gene Ontology annotation, molecular function: 2-oxoglutarate-dependent dioxygenase activity. The transcript is spliced from 2 exons. Gene Ontology annotation, cellular component: cytoplasm. Lineage: Eukaryota; Fungi; Ascomycota; Eurotiomycetes; Chaetothyriales; Cyphellophoraceae. The record is from RefSeq and is a predicted model, not a curated record.
AUGGGCUCCAUCACUGAAACGAUUCAGACAACGGUGGACACAGCCAAAGAUGCCAUCAAUAAUGAUGGCAAGCUCUAUGCCAGCCAGAACAAAGCCCCACUGAAUUACUCUGGCUCUCUCGACAAGUAUGAGCACUUCGACGUGACCCCCGUUAUCGGCCGCGAAUACCCCAGUGUGCAGCUCAAAGACCUCCUCGAGGCUCCAGACUCUGACAAACUGCUGCGCGACCUCGCCAUCACCAUCUCCCGCCGUGGCGUCGUUUUCUUCCGCGCCCAGAACACACUCGACAACAACCUUCAGAAGCAACUAGCCGACCGCCUUGGCGCCCUCUCCGGCAAACCCGCCUCCUCCAAGCUGCACAUCCACCCAGUCUCGAACUCAGGUCGAGCCCUAGGUGGCAGUGACGACGAGAUCAGCGUCAUCUCCAGCCAGCAGGCCAAACAACUGUACGCGGACCGUUUGCAACGCACCGGCAAGCAGUCCUCCAAGGAAGGCUGGCACAGCGACAUUACCUUCGAGCCCGUCCCCUCCGACUACGCCAUCCUACGCCUGACGCAAAUUCCGAAGACAGGUGGGGACACCCUCUGGGCGAGCGGCUACGAGCUCUACGACCGCAUCUCCCCCGCGUACCAGAAAUUCCUCGACACCCUCACCGCCACGUACGCGCAACCCAUCUUCAACGAAUCCGCCAAGAGCAACAACUUCCAGCUCUACGCCGGCGAGCGCGGCAGCCCCGCCAACACGGGCACCGACCUCACCGCCGUGCACCCCGUCGUGCGCACAAACCCCGUCACCGGCUGGAAAUCCGUCUUCGCCGUGGGCCACCACGCCAAGCGCAUCAACGAGGUCUCCGAGGCCGAGAGCGAGCAUUUGCUACAGUGGUUCGUUAGGCUGGUUGUGGAAAACCAUGAUUUGCAGGUCCGGCAUCGGUGGGUGAAUGAGAAUGACGUGGCGAUUUGGGACAAUAGGAGCGUGUACCACACGGCGACGUAUGAUUACGAGGGGUUUGGCGACAGGACGGGCCAGAGGGCUGUGAGUAUGGGGGAGAGGCCGUAUGUGGAUCCGCAGAGUACGGGAAGGAGGGAGGGGUUGUUGAGGGAGGUGGGUGAGACGGGGGAGAUUGCGCUUUGA